This is a messenger RNA of Populus nigra (black poplar), 890 nucleotides long. RefSeq names its product probable glutathione S-transferase parA. NCBI's taxonomy places the organism in Eukaryota, Viridiplantae, Streptophyta, Magnoliopsida, Malpighiales, Salicaceae. The record is from RefSeq and is a predicted model, not a curated record. The coding region runs from base 77 to 736 and encodes 219 amino acids. Gene Ontology annotation, cellular component: cytoplasm. The transcript is spliced from 2 exons. Gene Ontology annotation, molecular function: glutathione transferase activity. Gene Ontology annotation, biological process: glutathione metabolic process.
AUUUCCUUAUUCACCACAACAGCUUAAGAAUAGAGAGAUCGGUUGAGCUAGGAAAAGAUCAUCGCUUUAUUUGGAGAUGGAGGACAGAGUGACUCUAUUGGAUUUCUGGUCAAGUUCAUGGGCAGUGAGAGUGAAGGUUGCCUUGGCAGAGAAGGGGAUAGAAUACGAGUCCAGGGAACAGAACUUGAUAGAUAAGAGCCCUCUGCUUCUUGAAAUGAACCCGGUUCAUAAGAUGAUUCCUGUUCUUAUUCACAAUGGGAAGCCCAUUUGUGAGUCACUUAAUAUUGUCCAAUAUAUUGAUGAGGUGUGGAAGGACAAGUCUCCAUUGCUACCCUCGGAUCCUUACCAAAGAUCCCAAGCCAGAUUCUGGGCUGAUUACAUUGACAAGAAGAUAUAUAACAAUGCCAAGAAGUUAUGGAAGGAGAAAGGAGAAGAGCAAGAAGAGGUAAAGAGGGAAUUUAUAGAAGGCUUGAAGACUCUUGAAGGAGAGCUUGGAGAUAAGCUUUACUUUGGUGGUGAAAGCCUUGGAUUUGUGGAUGUAGUGCUUGUUCCUGUUACCAGCUGGUUCUACUCUCUUGAGAUAUGUGGGAAAUUUAGCAUUGAGGCUGAGUGUCCAAGGUUCACUGCAUGGAUCAAGAGGUGCAUGGAAAAGGAGAGCGUGUCCAGUUCACUUCCUGAUCCUCACAAUAUCUAUGACUUCGUAUUGCUGCUUAAGCAGAAAAUGGGUAUAGAGUAGGCUUUCAGGCUUUGAAUAAUGAGUGAAGGCAUUCCUGAUAGAAUGUCGGAAGCAAGAAUGGGAAAUGGAAUGAAGUUUGGGGAUGAAAAUAGAGAGUGAUGUUAUGUAAUAAGUUAUAAAGUUUAGCACUUAAUGCUGAUAAUUUUUGCUGUGA